CCUCGCGUGCUCCGGAAGAGGCGGCGGAAAAGCGGGAAAGUGGGUGAGGAUUAUUUUUUUUGUUGUUGUUGCUCGUCGCGUUUCUGCAAGGAUAUAACCGACGAAGAAGGUGAAGAAAAGUGGUGCGUCUCGAGAAAAACCUGAAUCUUGUCCGUUUUGCAGUCGCGAGUCAGUUCUUGGAGGAACAAGUCUGGAAUCGGAACCGGUUUUCAUCACCUUGAAAGUGAUCAUUGUAUGAAAAAUCCAGUUUUCUUCAUAAGAUAAGAUGCUGUGAUUGAAGAUGUGUGGAAAUUAGUGAAACUGGGUUUAAUUUAGUGCGUGGAAAACUAGUUUUUCAAGAGUGAUAAGCAUACAUGUUUGUUAUGAUUUGUUUCAAGAAGACGAUGCACGAAAAAGAAGAUUCAAGGAUAAAACAGAAUCUUUACUCGGAAUGUGAAAGCAAGCAGCAGCAUAAGACGAAGAGAUGGGCCAUUCAAUUGCGUAGCAACUAUGAUUCGGCCGCGUUGAUGCUGGCUAGGAACUGAACGCGUUGAACAUCCUAAUAGGACGAACCAGCCUCAGCAGAAAUAGUGACUAGUGCGAUUCAGGAUUUCUGUGGUCGGCCGGUGUAUUGGUGAGAACGGUGGCUGUCGCAAAUUCUCUCGUUCUCUCUCUCGCGAAACGAAAUCCAUGCGACGUCGACGACAGUGCCACUGAGUACUGACUGCGAACUUGACUCCUGCUCCUGCCACGCACGGCCAUCACGGCCGGUGUGGGGUGUUCUUAUGUACUAGCAGCUGAACAGGUGGUGGUGGGCUGCGAGGGUGGCGUGCGAAGAAACGGUGGCUAUCGCGCGGGGAUGAGGUGGCUCGGAAGCACCAUGAACUUUGCUAGCUAAGGAGCAAGAAGAUGCAAACGGCCAAGCUCAAACGGUUGACGUUCGUCUAAGACGUUGGUUGGUCGUGGCAGUUUGGAUAUUUUGGCGUGCGUGGAGAGUCCGCGGUAGUGGCAUGUGGCGGUCCUCAGAGCGAGGGGUCCCUGUGAGAUUGUGCGUGUGCAUCGUGUAGUCCGAGUAGGGAAGAAUUCUGAAGAUGCUGUGCGCUUCUCGGGUGGCGAAUUUUUAAGAUGGAGGUUGAAAAGCAAAAAGUGAUGAACUGAAGACUGAAGAAGUGUGUUGAUGUAAAACGCUUGUGCUAUUGUGUAAACGAGUUGCUAUAACAAAAGAACUAUGCGAAUUACAGUUUAAAGGAGUUUCAGUGUCGACAACUGUAUAAAUGUAAAAAAUAGUUAAAUGUAGAAACAAAUAAUUUCUCAAAACUUCCACAAAUGUAAACAAUAAUAAAAUAUCGCAAUCCAUAAAACCUAUAAUCAAAAGGAUAAAACCUCCAAGAAAGGAUAAGUUCCUUUUCACAAAAAUCGUGCAAUAAAUGAAAUACUCUAAGGGAUAAUAGAAAAAGGAUCAACAUCUUAAAACCUCCUCCAGAGAAAGAACCAGGAGAAAAGGCAAGUUUCUUAAAGGAGCUACUAAACCAAUACAAAAGCAUCUAACGCAUACCAUCAGAGUGCGUAGCCAGGUUUAUCACUGUCGAUACCAGAAGUUCGCUUGCUCCAUCCCAGUUCGUUAAGAAAAUUUCCGUUUUCUUGAAGCCACGCACCGGGUCCAUCUGUUGGUCCAGGAGGGUGGUCAAGCCAGCGAAUACACCCCAUCAUCAUCUGCUGCAAUCGAUACCGAGUUUUGCCGCCCGAAAAUGAAAGAACACUCGUCCAUGGUUGACGUCGUGUUCGACGAGGCGGCGGAUUUCAAUCCGGACACGAUGCUCUCCAGCGUGUUCCUCGAUCCCGGGCUGGACUUCAUCGACGAAGCCCUGGUCGGGGGCGACGAGCACAUGAUGAUGAUGAGCAUGGGUCAGGACUUUCUUCACAGCUUCGCGGGGACGUCGCAACUGUUCUAUCCACCAAUGACGGCGGCGACGGCGACACUGGAUCAACAGCAACAAGGUGUGGUUACAACGCUGAUGGACGGAGGUGGUCAGCUGGUUUUGUCAAAUCAGUUGGUAGUGGGGCCAUUGCAGCAACAACAGCAAAAAUGUGCCAUCGAACAGAAGUCAACGACGAUGACGGUUGGACGGUAUGAUCCGACGACGACGACACCGACCGCGACCGCCAGCGAUUAUGUAAAACAGGUGGCGGCACCGGCGAUGGCCCCCCAACCCCAGCAGCAGCAGCAGCAGACGUGCAAGUGUGAAUUCUGCGAAUACCUCCAGGCAAACCGGAUCAGUUUGAGUGGUUCCGCCGGUGCAAGUUCCGGGGCUGGUGCCGUGGCAGGAGGUGACCAUGUGUUCCAGUGCGAGUUCUGUGGGGAAGGAUUUCCCAGCCAGAGUAGCUUUAAUCGACAUCGCUGUGGAAGUACGGACAUCCAGGUGUACCGUUGCGAACAGUGUCGGCGCGAGUACGGGACUUCCAGGACAGAGUCCAGCAUUAAUGGGCUGGAAGCGAGAGGAAAAUGUGAUAUUUGCAAUCGAAACUAUGUGCAAUCAACGACAACGGUGGGGGAGGAAGUGGGGACGGGGGCGACGAUUUAUGGGCAGGUUGGACGCCCUUCCCUGGCGGAAGCCGGAAGCUAUGGAAACACCAGUAGUAGUAACAGUAGUAAGGCCUCCCUUGUAGAUAGCCCAAUGGAACAUGACCUCAGCAGUAUUGAACCAUUCGGUUCGGAUAGUGAAUGUAUUAGUGAAUUGUUGACCGAGGAAUCAACUCCAAUGCUGGAAGCCCAGCAAAGUGUGCUUCCUGGAAAGACCUACUUUGUUAUGGGAAAUGUUGAGCUGCAGCAAGUCGCAGGGUCAUACAUUCAGAAUGCCAAAGUCAGUAGUGAAUCAAAUGUAACCAGCUUGCAUCAGUAUGACCAAUACGAGGAUGAAGACUACUCAUCGAUGUCAGAAGAUGAAGCUAUUGUUCCAAUAGAACCCUAUGCCAAAUCGCCCAAUCAGGAGCAAGCCAAAACCGAGUUGCCAAUACAGGAAACGUUCAUCGACACCAGCACCAAUGUGGGCCUUCCGUCGUUCUCGUCCAUAGUGUCAUCCACCGGCCUUGCAUCGAUUCUCCCUCAGGAAGAGGAAGGCCGGUGCGAUUCGUCCAGCAAAGGUCCAGAUCCGGUGCCUCAACCGGAUCGUCCAUUCAAGUGUCAAAUCUGCGACCGAUCGUAUCGGAACCACAAGAACCUCAAGGCCCACAUUAAAGGAGCCCACGAGGGAAUCCGAGCGAACAAAUGCGAGAUUUGUGGGAAGAACUUUUCCGGAAGCAGCUACCUAGUGAUUCACCGACGGAGGCAUACCGGCGAGCGACCGUUCAAAUGCACGACUUGUGGCAAGGCAUUCGUGGACAGUCGAGCCUUAUCGGUGCAUGCUCGGUUGCAUACGCCGGGCAGUCGACUGAAAUGUAUGAAGUGUGAAAAGACUUUCUCCAGCGCUUCCGCAUUAACGGUGCACAACCGGUUGCAUACAGGAGUUCAUCCGUACAAGUGCGAAGUUUGUGAUAAAACGUUUCCCCAGUACAACAAUCUGAAGCAUCACAUGAAGAAACACGAAAAUCCACCGUCAGAUCAACACGCGUCAAUGGACACCAACUCAAAUUGCAGCAGUGCGGGAGUCGGCGGAGGAAUAAACAGCCCGGCUGGCACCUCGGUCGGUUCUCCCGGAAUGCCACUGGAGUACAAGUGCAAUGUGUGUAGUAAACCGUUCGGCACAUCGGAAGAACUACAAACGCACCUCAAUCAACACUGUAAGGAUCGCCCGAAUCAGUGCGAGUUUUGCUCAAAAGUUUUCCCGCGAUCGUCACAUUUGAUAAUCCACCGAAGGAGGCAUACGGGUGAACGGCCAUUCAAGUGCAAAUACUGUGAAAAGGCGUUUGUCGAUUCGAGGGCCCUUUCCGUGCAUACGAGGCUUCACACUGGCGAAAGGGUAACAUGUGACAUCUGCUUGAAGACGUUUGCCAGCAGCUCUGGUCUCAUCGUGCAUCGGCGGAUUCAUCUCGGCAUACACCCAUACAAGUGCGACUAUUGCCCGAAAUCCUUCGCCCAAUCAACGGCCCUAAAGUACCACCUGAAAAAGCACGACGGUCCUAACCUUCCCACUACUACUGACUGCAAUGAAGUAUCCCACUCACGAUCAUCCACCAUCGAUUCUAGCUCCUUCUCGGAACACUCUUCAGAUCAGUCGAAUCCUCCCACCACCACCACCAGUCCGGAACCCUCGACGACCAACCCUGCGCCCGGUCACGUGAAGUGCCCUACGUGCAACAAGCACUUCCGCUCGGCUGAAUAUCUGGCACGGCACCGUAGGACCCACUCCGGCGAACGGCCGUACCAGUGCGAGAUUUGCGGCAAAAACUUCAGUACUACUAGCUACCUGGUCAUACAUCGGAGACGACACACAUCGGAGCGCCCGUACAAGUGUCCGUACGCGGACUGCUCCAAGGCGUUUGUGGACAGCCGUGCACUGCAGGAGCAUAGCCGGUCGGUCCAUUCAAAAAUUCGAGUACCUUGUGAGACCUGCUCGAAAACGUAUUCGAGCGUUAGUAAUCUGAUCGUUCAUCGGAGGAUCCACAGCGGAGUUCAUCCAUUCGAGUGUGACGUUUGUGGGAGAUCGUUUGCCCAGAAAAAUGCGCUCAAAUAUCAUCUAAAGCAGCACGUCAACAGACAGGAAACUGUGAAAAGUUUUACUCAGAAAGUCGGGGAGAUUUUUACGUAGAAAAUUAGAAUAAAAUCAUUCCAAUCGAAGCAACCAUGAAACCAGACCAGUAUUGAAUGUUUAGAGUAAACUAAGAGUGCUAUGACUUUAUGAUUCCUAUUGUUUCGAAUGCAGUGAUAUAGUAACCAAAGUAGUAAGAUAAUGACAAACAAAUCGUUGAAUGGAUGUGAACCUUGUAACUAAUACCCUGUACAGAGUAGAGACGUUAGACUUUUACAAAGCAAAUCGAAAUGUAAACUAAGUCAAAGAGAAGAUGUAAGAAACCGCGCAAAAGAAAACAAAAGAAUCGUUCCUUAUUUGAAGACUUUUAAACUAAUUUUACUAAGUAGUAAGCAAAAGUGAACAUAAAACGAGCAAAAUCGCGAAUUAAACCAAAGUACGACUAAGUGUAGUAUAAAUAUGAAAUCUUUUAAUUUAUUACAAUAAAACGAAAUGUAACUCA
Molecule: messenger RNA, 5166 nt
Organism: Armigeres subalbatus
Lineage: Eukaryota; Metazoa; Arthropoda; Insecta; Diptera; Culicidae
Product: zinc finger protein 600-like
Exons: 10
Coding region: 1728-4724 (998 amino acids)
Biological process (GO): regulation of transcription by RNA polymerase II
Cellular component (GO): nucleus
Molecular function (GO): DNA-binding transcription activator activity, RNA polymerase II-specific; RNA polymerase II cis-regulatory region sequence-specific DNA binding
Source: RefSeq, a predicted model, not a curated record